AUGGUUAAGUCUUCCGUGCUUGUGUUGGUUUCGCGAUUGUACAGCUCGUUUUCGUGGAUGUCUGGUGUUAGAAGAGUUCUCAUUACGCGACAGGUUUCUGUCAAAGCACUAGAUAUUAUGCGGGGCCCCAUAUUAGGUUGUGAAAGUUUGGAUAUUGAUCUUAUUGAUUCUGACGAACCUCCCAGCCGUGACGUGUUGUUGAAGCGUGUAGCUGGCAAACAUGGAAUAUAUUGUUUGUUGACGGAUAGAAUUGACAAAGAACUAUUAGAUAGAGCAGGAAAACAGUUGAAAGUUGUCAGCACAAUGUCUGUAGGCUAUGACCAUGUGGACGUGCAGGCAUGUAAGGAGAGAGGAGUGGUAGUGGGGAACACCCCCGGAGUUCUAACAGACGCCACUGCAGAUCUGACUGUUGCUUUACUGCUGGCAACGUCCAGAAGGCUCUUAGAAGGAGUGGAAGCUGUGAAGGAUGGCUCAUGGGGACCGUGGCAACCAUUGUGGAUGUGUGGAAGUGGCCUGAGAGGAAGUACAGUAGGUAUUGUAGGUCUGGGACGGAUUGGCCAGGCAGUAGCAGAAAGAAUAAGGCCGUUUGGUGUGUCCACCAUUCUGUACACAGGAAGGACAGCUAAACAAGAAGCCAAGAAACUCGGAGCACAAUUUGUCACUUUUCAUGAACUGCUGGCAAAAUCUGAUUUUGUAUUAGCUUGUUGUGCUCUCACUGAGAAGACAAGAGAGACAUUCAAUGCCAAUGCCUUUCAUUUAAUGAAGCCUUCCGCUGUUUUUGUAAACACCAGCAGAGGUGGGGUUGUCAAUCAGGAUCAUUUAUAUGAUGCAUUGAGUAAUGGUCAGAUUAGAGCAGCUGGACUGGAUGUGACCACUCCUGAACCUUUGCCAACAGACCAUCCACUUCUUAGUCUGAAGAACUGUGUGAUCUUGCCACACAUCGGUAGUGCUGAGAUGCAGACUAGGGAAGAGAUGGCAAUGUUAGCAGCAAGGAAUCUAAUCGCAGGAGUGACAGAUAACAACAUGCCGAGUCCAGUCCAUUUGUAA
Corticium candelabrum is the source of this 1047-nucleotide messenger RNA. RefSeq names its product glyoxylate reductase/hydroxypyruvate reductase-like. The record is from RefSeq and is a predicted model, not a curated record. Gene Ontology annotation, cellular component: cytosol. Bases 1 to 1047 code for a protein of 348 amino acids. Lineage: Eukaryota; Metazoa; Porifera; Homoscleromorpha; Homosclerophorida; Plakinidae. The transcript has a single exon. Gene Ontology annotation, molecular function: hydroxypyruvate reductase [NAD(P)H] activity; hydroxypyruvate reductase (NADH) activity; glyoxylate reductase (NADPH) activity.